Molecule: messenger RNA, 6435 nt
Organism: Panthera uncia (snow leopard)
Lineage: Eukaryota; Metazoa; Chordata; Mammalia; Carnivora; Felidae
Gene: BPIFC
Product: BPI fold containing family C
Exons: 21
Coding region: 4247-5770 (507 amino acids)
Molecular function (GO): lipid binding
Source: RefSeq, a predicted model, not a curated record
GGUCUCUGGAACUUGAGCGCCCCGCCCCUCUCUUGAGGGCGCCCCCUGGAGCCCACCCGGCUAGCGGGCGGCUGGCGGCCUGCGCCAACCCAGGCCGCUGGGCGUCAUGCGAUCGAUGACUCGGCGCGCAACGGCGCCGCCUGGGAGCGGGAGGACCACAAUGCGCAGGCGCCGAGACUGCCGCGGCGAGCGAGCUAGGCGAUGGUAGCCGCUAUUCUGCGGCCGGGCCGUGCGGACCCCUUCCGGGCGUGCGUGGAGAAUGUUAGCGCCGAGAGAAAGGCUGCACAGUAUGUGACUCGCCCCUCCGCAAGGCCCAGGCGUGCCUGGUUCUUACCGCACUUCCUCCGUGGCGCCCAGCUCCAGCGGCAGGCAUCUGUUCUGAGAAGCCUUAGGUUGAGCCCAGGCUCUGGUAGUUUCCUCGUGUUACUGCAAAAUAUGAAAAAGCUUUUAGUCCGUCACCUAAAUCAGAGGGUAUAGUAGUAAUCUGCUGCAUAGCAGUCACCCCAAAGCUUAGCAGCUUAAAACAACGAACGGUUAUGGUCCUGUAGAUUCUGUACAUCAGGAGUUUGGGCAUGGAGUGGCUGGGUGGUUCUGUCUCGGUCUCUCGUGACAUUGCAGUCAAGAUGCAGGCCAAGGCUGCAUUUGUCUGAAGUCUUGACUCAGGCUGGAAAACCUGCUUGCAGGAUAAGCUCACUCACAGUCCCGUUGGCAGGAGGCCUGUUUUUCACGGCACAGACCUCUUGAGUGUCCCUAGGAUAUGGCAUCUGGCUUCCCUCAGAACACGUGAUCCCAGAGAGACCAAAUCAGAAGCUACCAUGUCUUUUGUGAUGCAGCCUCGGAAGUCACACAUCACUUCUGUCAUUCUAACCAACCCGUCAGUGUGGGAGGAUCAAUCCAAAGGCAUGAAUACCAAUAGACAGGGAUCAUCGGGACCCACGUGGGAGGCCCGCUACCGUUGAGGGUCUGACAGUGAUGAUGAUGAUGAUGAUGAUACCUUGGAGAAUCUUCAAAUCUCAUCUUUGUAUGAUAGCCGGUUGUCCCAACUAUAAUAAAAGAGUCAAAUGAAGUUUCUUCCACUAGGUGGCAGUACUUGUCCACAUCCUGACCUUCAUUAAAUAAGCACGUCUUGGACGCCGACUUUCUGACAGAUACUAUCCCAGGUGCUGGGGUCUCAGAGAACGGAAAAGGCAUGUUCCUACCGGUGCAGAGUUAACAGCUGAUAGGGUGUAACCACCGGCAUGGCAGAAGUAAUCCAAUCACAGGGAUUUAGCAGGGUCCUGGAAGAGAACCAGAGCAUCUUCAAGGCACUGCCAAGAUUUAAGAAUUUUUUUUUCUCUUACAGAUCCCACUUUAAUGUCUGCAAGCAACAGUUACUGCAACUUUCAAAGAGUUCAGAAAUGUGGUGCUGCUGUGAAACUACACUUUGGGAACCACGGGUCUGGAGCAUGCGAUCUUGCUGUGGUUGUUUUGGGUUGUCUUAACAGUACGAAGCACUUUGAGUAGGCUGCACACCUAAUGUGAGGUUUGAACUCACAACCCCAAGAUCAAGAGUCUCACAUUCUACUGACUGAGGCAGCCAGGCACCCCAACUUUGUAUGUUUCUCAAAAGUUGUCUAAAAUAUCUUUCAAAUUAUUAAUUUAAAAUAAAAAAGAGAAAAUAUAGUAGUAACGCAUCUUAUUAACACUGUAUGAAAAACUAUGUGCUAGCUCAAUCAGCUUGAUUGCCUCAGCGACUCUGAAGUGUAAGCAUGGUCUCCACUUGUACAGAGGAUGGUGGAGACCCAGACAAGUGGAGUAAAUUGUCCGGGGUGCCGGGUGGGGGGGGCAGGGCAGGUCCCUGUGAGGCAAGAGCCCUGGAGCACUGCAGGACAGAGACCCCUGGUUCACUUUCUCCAGGCCACCCUUCCAGAAAACUCUCCUCAAAUCCUGCACCAGAUGCCCCAGAAUACACAACAGUGACUCAGGUUUCCACCAAGAGUUUCAGAUCUUCUAGGACAAAAGGAAAAAUUAAUACUUGCAUCAGGAAAAGUACUGCUGUUUUACAACGUUCAGCUUUCCUGUAAGUCUAGCAGAUCCUGUGCAGCUGGUUAAUGGACAGGAGAGGCACAUAGGAGGCUGAGUGGACUGGGGGUCUUUGCGACAGAAAAAGAAUGGGGCAGCAGGGGAUGAAGGUGAAGGCAGGCAGCCGCUCUGGGCAGGAGAGAUGGGAGGAAACCUGGGACCGUGAGGGAAGAGAGAGAGAAAGAGGAGAAACAGGCACUGACACCCAGGGAAGAUUCUGAGGAAAGGACAGAAAUAUGAAUCGUUUUCCAUGUGAUGUGUGAUGUCACUCCUCUUCUCCCAUGUCUACUUUGUAUUCUUUUUCCUCAUAUGCUAAAAACAAUCACAAUAAAAUUUCAAGUGUUUAAGUUUCCAGCUCCUGAGAUGAUCCCACAUCCCUCCAGUAGCACAUGCACCACGGGAAACCGCCUCUCACAUGCACCUGUCCACUUCUGUGGCUUUCACUUCGCCUCUAGGAUGAUGACUUAGAAAUUCGUUAUUUCCAGCAGACCUUUCCCCGAACUCCAACUCCCCACGUGACACCGCUGUUCAGAUGUCCAGUAUUUCUGCCCUUCCUACAUCACAGAUGCACAGCCCACCUUUGCUGUUCCCUCCACCCAUUCCCUUCUGUGCUUUGCCCACCUGGCUUCUUGUGCUUAGAUCUCAGCUCAAAUAUACCUCCUCAGAGAAGCCCUCCUGGACCAUCUUGCAGAGUAAACAUGCCUCCACCAGUGACAUCACCCUACCAAUUACAAGACAACCACAUUCCCUAUUUCCUUCAUAGCACAUGUCACAAUGUAUACAUUUUUAUUUAUUUUGUUUACUUAUGUAUUUUGUGUCUUCAUCUAAUAAACUGCACAUGGACAGAGAUUCUGUCUUUUUUACUGAAGAGGUCUUUGCACACCGUAGGUGCCCAAUAUUUGUGAAUUUAAUGCAUGGAAUCUGUGAUGACAGACAAUAAAAGAUUCUAUGAGGAAAAUGUCUUCGGGCUUGUAUCACCAUUGAUAAGGCCACAUACUAAUAAAUAAAAUUUUACAGCACUUUACCAUUUUAAGAGCAAAUUCUUACGGCUUAUUGCUAUGGUCUGAAUGUUUGUGUCCCUCCAAAGUUCAUAUGUUGAAAUGCUAGUCCCCGAAGGUGAUAGUAUCUCUAGGUGGAGAUUUUGUGAGGUGCUCAAGUCAUGAAGGUGGAACCCUGAUGAAUGGGAUUAAUGCCUCAUAAAAGAGGCUCCAGAGAGAUCCCCGCCUCCUUCCACUGCGUGAGGACAUUGGCAGAAGGUGCUGGCUGUGAACCAGGAAGAUGUGAUCGUGCUGGCUCCUUAAUCUUGGACUUCCCAGCCUCCAGAACUGUGAGCAAUACAUUUCUGUUCAUACACUGUAGCAGCCCAAACAGACUGAUGGCUGACAGCACUUUUUUUCACCAGAACCUAUCAAGGUAGAUACUAUUCUUACUGCCAUUUUGUCCCUAAGGAAACGCAAGUUAAAAAGGCAAAUGUAACUGGAGGCACAUUAGAUGAGAAACCUGGAAACGUGCCUGUUCUUAUUAGGGUUCCCAAUCUCCUCGGUUUUCCCAGGACUGCCCUGGUUUUCGUACGGAAAACCCUGCAUCCUGGGGAACGACAGCAGUUUGGUCACUGUAUCUUACCCUGAAAACUGUAAGUAAGAUGUUAGACACUUUAUACAAGCAGAUUCCCUGGCCAUGUAAAAUGAGUAAAAUAUGGGGGGUGGGAGUACAGACGAGGUUUAGAACCUACAGAUGUGAAGUCACAUGGUGGUGGCUGCACCCACCCAACCUACCUCAAAGGAAUGCUGGGCGCGGAAGGCACUAACAACCUGAAAAGGAACAGACACUUAGAGAUAUCAUCUGUGCUCCUACCCUGCAAGAUAAAGGUGGUAACUAGAUCAGCCCGGUUACCAAGCCUCAUGCUCUCAGACUGAAUCUGAUCCACCAAAAGUCCAAAAGGUAUUGUGAGCAGUGAGGGGCCACCCACUGCAGGGACCCUGACCAGGAGAAACUGGCUUAUUUUCCCAGAGAGGAAAAUUCUUCCUCUUCCAAUUCAAAACAAUUUGACACCUUUUCCAGUAUCCUGGAAGUCUCAACUUAAUCAUUCUGCAGCUGAGUUCAAGGCUCAAAUGGAGAACACAUAGCUUCAAAGGCAGAAGGAAUCAAAGGUGCUCCCCAGCGUUGGACGCUUCCUCCACUUGAGAUGCAUACAAAGACAGUCGGAGUCCUCUGGGGAUGUUUCUUCCUGUGGAAUCUCUACACUUCAUCCGCCCAGACCAUUUACCCUGGCAUCAAGGCUAGGGCUACUCAGCGGGCUCUGGACUAUGGCGUUCAAGCUGGGAUGGAGAUGAUUGAGCAAAUGCUUAAGGAAAAAAACAUCCCAGACCUAAAGGGUUCUGAAUCUCUGGAAUUUCUGAAGGUUGAUUAUGUGAACUACAAUUUUUCAAACAUAAAAAUCAAUGCCUUUUCAUUUCCAAAUACUUCAUUAGCCUUUGUGCCUGGGGUGGGGAUCAAGGCACUGACUAACCACGGCACUGCCAACAUCAGCACCGACUGGGAGAUCAAGUCUCCACUCUUCCAAGACACAGGAGGAGCUGAUCUGUUUCUCUCUGGGGUCUACUUCACCGGUAUCAUUGUUCUUGCCCGAAAUGACUUUGGUCACCCAAUCCUGAAGCUCCAAGACUGCUACGCCCAAGUGAACCAUGCCCACGUCUCAUUUUCCGGAGAACUCAGUGUCCUGUACAACUCCUUCGCUGAGCCCAUGGAGAAACCCAUUUUAAAGAACUUAAAUGAAAUGCUGUGUCCCAUUAUCAUGAAUGAGGUGGAAGCCCUGAAUGCCAACCUCAGCACGAUAGAGGUUUUAACCAAGAUAGACAACUAUACUCUCCUGGAUUAUUCCCUAAUCAGUUCUCCAGAAAUUACUGAGAAUUACAUCGACCUGAAUUUGAAGGGCGUAGUCUACCCGCUGGAAGACCUCACUGACCCUCCCUUCUCGCCAGUUCCUUUUGUGCUGCCGGAACGCAGUGACUCUAUGUUGUAUGUUGGAAUCUCUGAGUUUUUCUUUAAAUCUGCAUCCUUUGCUUACUUUACAGCUGGAGCCUUCAACGUCACUCUCUCCACGAAAGAGAUUUCCAACCAUUUGGUUCAAAACUCUCAAGGUGUUGGCAACGUGCUCUCCAGGAUCGCAGAGAUCUACAUCUUGUCCCAGCCCUUCUUGGUACGAGUCAUGGCAACGGAGCCUCCCGUGAUCAGUUUACUACCGGGUAAUUUCACCCUGGACAUCCCUGCCUCCAUCAUGAUCCUCACCCAGUCCAAGAACUCAACUGCUGAAGCCAUCGUUUCCAUGGACUUUGUUGCCAGUACCAGUGUUGGCCUGGUUAUUUUGGGACAAAGACUGGUCUGCUCAUUGUCUCUGAACAGAUUCCGCCUCUCUUUACCAGAGUCCAAUCGCAGCAACAUUGAGGUCUUGAGGUUUGAGAAUAUUCUGUCCUCCAUUCUCCACUUUGGUAUCCUCCCACUGGCCAACGCAAAAUUGCAGCAAGGAUUUCCGCUGCCCAACCCACACAAAAUCUCCUUUGUCAAUUCAGAUAUUGAAGUUUUUGAGGGUUUCCUUUUGAUUUCCACCGACCUGAAGUAUGAAACGUCCUUAAAGCAGCAGCCAAGUUUCCAUGGUUGGGAAGGUCUGAACUUCAUAAAUGGACAGUGGAGGGGGAAGCCAGCUGCUUGAUUGCCUGUUGGGAGUCCACUCCAGGAAGUAGAUGACCCUUAAUCCCACAGCUACUGUAAACCGGGAAGGGGCAGACAGUACACACUGGGUUGUAAGCCCUAGUGAAAUGCUUAGGCUGACAGUUUUCUUUCUCAAACCCUCAGGGAAGAGGGAGGCAAACUGGGUUAAAGAGCUAAAUCAGGGUGUGUGUCUCCACGUGUAUGGAGGGGUGGGUGUUUGGAUGUGUGUUCGUGUUUGAAUGCACAUUUGUGUGCUCCUGUGUUAAUAAGGUGCUGGGGCCAAGAGCUAGCCCUGCGCUUCUGAGGAGGUGCCUGAGAAACUCUGAUUUGCGUGACAGCUCCCUUGAGCUCUUUCAGCAACCCAGGGUUUCCCACACUUCCCUGCAUAUUGGAUUUUAUGUUUUAUAUUUACUGCUACUGUCCUCUGUUUUUAAUUAAACUUGUUUUCUAUCAAUGUCAACCUUGUCUUUUUUUGGAAAAAUUCCCUGCCUUGGAUUUUUUUUUAAAUAAAAUAAGACAAAGAUGAGAGAAUUAACAUCCUUAAGUUGAUGAAAAGUGAGAUUGUGCAGAUUUCAAGGUUUGAAAAGGGAAUACUUUAGGGGGCCUGGGGGGUUCAGUCCACUAAGCAUCUGACUCAAUUUCAGCUCAGGUCAUGAUCUUACAGUU